AUGGCGAACUGCCCCGGCGCUGGCCAGUUCCCUCCACCGCCGUCUCCUCCACUUCCAGUCCCGGAUUCGCAGGUCGACAUCGACCCCGCCGCCCGGGAUGAGCGGCGGCGGCGAGGGACGCCGCUUUGGCCUGGCUCUCGUCAGCAGCGGCGGGAGGUACUCGAGGAGGAGGCCCGCCAGCGGCGUGAGGCGGCGCACGCGGCGAAUCUAGCGGCGUUCUACGCCCCUGCCCCCGCAGCUGACGAGGCCGCGGCGGCAGCAGCGUGGCACGAGAAGGCGACGGCGGACACCAAUGCGGUGUUCGACGCCUCGACGGCAGAAGAGGCGCGACGGCGCCGGACGGAGGAGAUGGAUCAGCGGUGGGCUGAUGAGCUCCGCCGCCAGCAGGAGGAGCGGGACACGCUGUACCGUGAACGGCGGGAGGAGAUCGAGCGCCGGCGGCGGGACUCGAUCGAGCGCCAGCAGCAUCUAGCGGCAGAGGAGCGUCAGCAGCGGGAGGCGGCGCUGGCGGCAACGGAGGCGGCCUGGGCGAGGCGGGCGGACGAGUAUGUGCCAAUCAUAAGCAGCGACCGAUUCAGCCAGACAAUCGCACGCUCCAAUGGAACAAAACCAGUCACUGCAACUAAGCUUUCAACAGGAUAA
Messenger RNA from Lolium perenne, 642 nucleotides. NCBI's taxonomy places the organism in Eukaryota, Viridiplantae, Streptophyta, Magnoliopsida, Poales, Poaceae. The record is from RefSeq and is a predicted model, not a curated record.